Ictalurus furcatus (blue catfish) is the source of this 1661-nucleotide messenger RNA. RefSeq names its product C-type lectin domain family 4 member M-like. The record is from RefSeq and is a predicted model, not a curated record. NCBI's taxonomy places the organism in Eukaryota, Metazoa, Chordata, Actinopteri, Siluriformes, Ictaluridae. Gene Ontology annotation, biological process: biological process involved in interspecies interaction between organisms. The coding region runs from base 243 to 1193 and encodes 316 amino acids. Gene Ontology annotation, cellular component: external side of plasma membrane. The transcript has 6 exons. Gene Ontology annotation, molecular function: D-mannose binding; fucose binding.
AUUUAGGCAUUUAUCCCGACACUAUAUAUAUUUAAAAAAGAUAAAUGGUUCUGUACUUUGUAGAUACAAUGCCUGCACGUUGCCAUAACCUAUGCAUACACCUACAGGCUGUGGCUCAGGUGGUAGAGCGGGUUGUCCACUAAUCGUAGGGUUGGUGGUUCGAUUCCCGGCCCACGUGACUCCACAUGCCGAAGUGUCCUUGGGCAAGAAACUGAACCCCAAGUCGCUCCUGAUGAUUACAGAUGUUUCAUCGUUCUUCUGACCGAGUGGAGAUGGUGGUGGAGAUCUAUGAGAGUGCAGACACUGUUAGAGGUCACGACCCCGACACAGAGAAGAAAGGCGGUGACACAAAGAAAGCCCCAGACACAGAUCCGAACACAGGAGGAGACACUGCAUGGAGCAGGUGUUACAGAGUGACUGUAGUGUGUGUGGUGCUGCUGUGUGUUCUCCUGCUGACCGCCGUCACGGUGCUGUGGAUCCGAUUCAACAACCUGACUACAGAAAACAACCAGUUACAGACCAGUUACAACACCCUGACUAUAGAGAGAGACCAGUUACAGACCAGUUACAACAACCUGACUAAAGAGAGAGACCAGUUACAGACCAGUUACAACAACCUGACUAAAGAGAGAGACCAGUUACAGACCAGUUACAACAACCGGACUAUAGAGAGAGACCAGUUACAGACCAGUUACAACAACCUGACUACAGAGAGAGAUCAGUUACAGACCAGUUACAACACCCUGACUAUAGAGAGAGACCAGUUACAGAGGGAGAUAGAUGGAUACCGGAGUACACUUCAACUGUGUUAUAAAGGGAGGUGUUUCAGCUUCAACUCCAGUUUUUACUACAUGUCUAAUGAUCGCAAGAACUGGGAGGAGAGCAGACAGGACUGCAGGGACAAAGGAGCAGACCUGGUGAUCAUAAACAGCAAGGAGGAACAGGUGUUCAUCGGUAAUCAGCUGGGCAGCAGUCAGGCUUGGAUUGGUCUGAGUGACGGAGCUGUAGAGCGAGACUGGAAAUGGGUGGACGGUACACCACUGACCACUGCGUACUGGGCUGAUGGAGAACCGAAUAAUGACGGUGAUGAGGACUGUGCUGAGAUGAUCAAUUCUCCAAAUGGGAAAUUAUGGAAUGACAGUAAAUGCUCUCAUGAAGCACUCUGGAUCUGUGAGAAACGUGUUGCUCAGUGAUGUCCACCAUUCUAGAAUGAAAAGCGCUUAUAGACAAAUUAAGUCAGAUAUAUAUAUAUAUAUAUAAAAAACUAUGAAAGCCACUAUUUUGAUGAUAAUUGUGUGCAUGUUCUUCAGAUUCAUUCACUGUAUCUCACAGAUCUGUAUUUCUUAUGAUUCUGAUGCAGUAACUUUGUAGAUGUGUUAUGAUGAAAGUAGUAUCAUAGAGAUAAUUCAUGUAUUUUAAGAGUCCAUCUCAGUGUCUCUGAAUCUGUUAAAUCAGCAUAAGCCUGAGCUCAAACAAGUUUGAAUUGAGAUGUAUUAAAUAGUUUUUGCUUCUAGAGUGGGGGACAUGAUGUGAAAUGACUAUAAAGGGGUUCAUUCCUGGUUUGCAGGUUCUUUUCUGCUCAAACUUGUAAGCUGAAUGCAGUUUAUGUAAAAAAACAACAACAAAAAAAACAACAAUGUUUAAAUAAACCUAUAUAUAUA